AUGUCCGCAAAAGACGCUCAGACAGAGCAACCACCCAAGGCGGACGCAGAGCAGCCUCGCGAGCCACAGUCGCAGCCAUCCUCGCCGCCCUCCCAGCGCUCCUCCUCCCCACAGCUCAAACCGACAGAGUCCACAUCCAGAGAGGUGACUGCAAAGUCGCCUCCGCACCACUCCGAGGAUGCAUCAUCCAGCCGUAAGCGCGAACGCGAGGGCAGCGUCGAACCCUCCCAAAUGACGCCCUCGCGCGUCACCGAAUCCAUCCCCGCCAAAAAGAACCGCCUCGAGGACUCGCUGCAGGAGGAGGACGAUGACCCAACCGCCGAACAACCAGAGACCGAAAAGGUGGGCCACAUCCGCGAAAAGGUGCACCAGCUCAGCACACACGAAAUCAAGGCUGCCAAGCCCGAAACCGACAACAAACCCGAGGACGACAACGUUGCGGCAGCUCCUUCGCCCUCGGCAUCCAAAGACAACACAACGGCCGCGCCAGCCAAGGACACCGACGCACCCACACGAACACAACCCACCUUUUCCGCUUUCAGCUCCAAGUCCUCCCCCUUCAGCGCAGUACCUUCCUCCUCGGGAUCGUCCGGCGCCAAGUCCGGAUUCUCGGCCUUUGCAGCCAGGAGCUCGUCCCCUUUGGUCGGGUCCGGCAUCAAGCCCAGCAGCCUGGGUUCCAGCAUCGGCGGUCACCAUUCCGAAUCUACCUCCGCCUCCUCCUCCGCUGCACCCUCAUCCUCAACCUCGGCGCCUGCAAAGCCCAUUGUCAAAGGCUCAACGUUUGGAUUUGGUGCAUUUGCUGGCGCUAGCCCAUUGGCCAAGCCCAAAUCUCCCGCUCCCACAGCGUCUCCAAAGGAGGCAGACAAGGCCGAACCGUCGGACGAUAAAGCGACGUUCGAACAAAAGCUCCUGAGCGAAGAUAAAAAUGCGGUGGCUGAGACGAAAGCAAAGCCACUGCUCGAGGUCAGCGAAGAAACCAAAACGGGCGAAGAAGACGAGGAGACCAUCCACAGCAUCCGUGCAAAGCUCUACACCAUGGCAGACGACCAGUCGUGGAAAGAACGCGGUACGGGCACUCUGCGCGUCAACGUCCCCAAGCACUCGGCCCGCGACAAGGCAAGGCUCGUAAUGCGCGCAGACGGCGUGCUCAGAGUCAUCCUCAACGUCUCCCUCUUCAAGCGCAUGAAGUGCGAGCUCCACGAAAAGUUUGUCCGCAUCGUCGCCUUCGAAGAUGCAAAGCCCGUACACUACGCCAUCAAGAUGAGCAACCCAAACAACGCCGCGGCUCUCAUGGACGUGCUCGACGAAUUCGUACUCGCACCCGACGCCGCCCAACAGGCGUGA
This is a messenger RNA of Moesziomyces aphidis, 1344 nucleotides long. Lineage: Eukaryota; Fungi; Basidiomycota; Ustilaginomycetes; Ustilaginales; Ustilaginaceae. The record is from the annotation of a GenBank genome assembly.